CAACAACACAGGUUUCCGGGUACACAGCAUCACCAAAACGGUGUAUCCAAGUUGUUGGCUUUAUAACGAACAGUCAGACAAGCACAAUGGGUAUUACAAAACUUGCAGAUUUGAUUCGCAGCGACGCACCUGGUGCUAUUUCUUACAAAGAGAUCGGCGACUACACAGGUAAGUUUGCAUGCUUAGCUACUUUUACUAACGUUAGCUGUGUUAGCCAAAAGGCUAACGUUAGCUAGCUAGCAUGCAGUUCGGGACAACUAGUAUCCUCCUUCAUAUGCUAGUUAUCUCAUCCUAGCAUGUAUAAUGUUAUGGAGCAUCAGUGUGCCCCACCCAAUAAUUGACUAGACUUAUCCCCAACAUUGAAGCUACCAGACAGGCCAGGCAUUAUUCACGUUAGCAAACUAGCUUGGCCAAGUUUUAUCCAGUACUAGAUAUGGGCCCAGUUGGAUGUUGUAUGAUCUGGAGGUUUCCUGCUCAUUGAGUUCACUCAAAGGUUUUACUAAUACAAUACACCGUACAUUUGUUUUGUCUCAACAUUUUAGGAAAGGUCAUUGCGUUGGACACCUCCAUUGUUCUGAACCAGUUCCGCACUGCAGUACCCAAUCUUCAGUUACUGGGGUGAGCUGUCAUUUCUAACUUCUAAAGCUUACCCAACCGUUGGCAUUGUUGACAGCACCUCAAAUGUGGCUUCUUCCUCUCCUUCAUCUGCACUGAUCUGAAAUCACAGGACAGGGGAAAGCAUAUGGCGAAUGUCUACCAGUUAUUUACUUUCAUCUGUCCAGUUCUUUCCAGCCAGUGCAGAUGAAGUAUGUAACGUUAGCCUAGAUGAAGAGAGGGAGUCACUUUAGACUAUUGGGAUGUGUUUCUGUGGUAGACCUGUGUAAACUAACGCUGAAUUCAGGGCCCUGUUUCUGUUUCUAACCCAUGUUCCCAUCCUUUCACUCUAGUCCCUUGACAGGUUUGUUCUUUCGCACACUAACCUUCCUGGAGCAUGACAUCAAGCCAGUGUUUGUGUUCGAUGGGAAGCCUCCUGGGGAGAAAAGGGCUGUGGUGAGUGGCACAGCCAAGACCAUAGCUAACUACAGUGCCUUCAGAAAGUAUUCACACCCCAUUACUUUUUCCACAUUUUGUUGUUAGAGCCUGAAUUCAAAAUGGAUCAAAUUUUGUUUUUUUGGUCACUGGCCUACACACAAUACCCCAUAAUGUCAAAGUGGAAUUAUAUAUUUUUUAAUUGUUUCAAAUUAAUAAAAAAUGAAAAGCUGAAAUGUCUUGAGUCAAGUAUUCAACCCCUUUGUUAUGACAAGCCUAAAUAAGUUCAGGAGUAAAAAUGUGGCAAAGCAAUUCACUUUUUGUCCCGAAUACAAAGUGUUAUGUUUGGGGCAAAUCCAAUACAGCACAUUACUGAGUAGCACUCUCCAAAUGUUCAAGCAUAGUGGUGGCUGCAUCAUGUUAUGGGUAUGCUUGUAAUCGUUAAGGAAUGGGGAGUUUUUCAGGAUAAAAAAGAAACGGAAUGGAGCUAAGCACAGGCAACAUCCUAGAGGAAAACCUGGUUCAGUCGGCUUUCCACCAGACACUGGGAGAUUAAUUCACCUUUCAGCAGGCCAAUAACCUACAACACCAGGCCAAAUCUACACUGGAGCUGCUUACCAAGAAGACCGUUAAUGUUCCUGAGUGGCCAAGUUACAGUUUUGACUUAAAUAUACUUGAAAAUCUAUGGCAAGACCUGAAAAUGGUUGUCUAGCAAUAAUUAACAACCAAUUUGACAGAGCUUGAAGAAUUUUGAAAAUAAUAAUAGUAAAUGUUGCACAAUUCAAGUGUGGAAGGCUCUGAGACUUACCCAGAAAGACUUACAGUUGUAAUCUCUUCUACCUCCAAACGAGCUUCAAUGCCAUACAACACUCCUUCAGUAGCCUCCAACUGCUCUUAAACACUAGUAAAACUAAAUGCAUGCUUUUCAAUCGAACGCUGCUGGCACCCGCCCACCCGACUAGAAUCACCACUCUCGACGGGUCUGACCUAGAGUAUGUGGACAACUACAAAUACCUAGGUGUCUGGUUAGACUGUAAAGUCUCCUUCCAGACUCACAUUAAGAAUCUCCAAUCCAAAGUUAAAUCUAGAAUCGGCUUCCUAUUUCGCAAAAAAGCCUCCUUCACUCAUGCUGCCAAACAUGCCCUCGUAAAACUGACUAUCCUACCGAUCCUUGACUUCGGCGAUGUCAUUUACAAAAUAGCCUCCAACACUCUACUCAGCAAACUGGAUGUAGUCUAUCACAGUGCCAUCCGUUUUGUCUCCAAAGCCCCAUACACUACCCACCACUGUGACCUGUACGCUCUUGUUGGCUGGUCCUCACUACAUGUUCGUCGUCAAACCCACUGGCUCCAGGCCAUCUAUAAAUCACUGCUAGGCAAAUCCCCGCCUUAUCUUAGCUCAUUGGUCACCAUAGCAGCACCCACCCGUAGUCUGCGCUCCAGCAGGUAUAUCUCACUGGUCAUUCCCAAAGCCAACACCUCCUUUGGCCGCCAUUCCUUCCAGUUCUCUGCUGCCAAUGACUGGAACGAAUUGCAAAAAUCUCUGAAGCUGGAGACUCUUAUCUCCCUCACUAACUUUAAGCAUCAGUUGUCAGAGCACCUUACCGAUCACUGCACCUGUACACAGCCCAUCUGAAAUUAGCCCACCCAACUACCUCAUCCCUAUAUUGUUAUUUAUUUUGCUCUUUUGCACCCCAGUAUCUCUAUUUGCACAUAAUCUCUUGCACAUCUAGCAUUCCAGUGUUAAUACUAUUGUAAUUAUUUUGCACUAUAGCCUAUUUAUUGCCUUACCUCCAUAACUUGCUACAUUUGCACCACUGUAUAUAUAUUUCCUGUUGUAUUUUUGACUUUAUGUUUUUUUUACCCCAUAUGUAACUCUGUGUUGUUUUUAUCGCACUGCUUUGCUUUAUCUUGGCCAGGUCGCAGUUGUAAAUGAGAACUUGUUCUCAACUGGCUUACCUGGUUAAAUAAAGGUGAAAUUAAAAAAUUAAAAAAACAAAACAAAUACAGAGUGUUGACUCAGGGGUGUGAAUACUUAAAUCAUCAUUAGUCGCAUCAUGCAGCCUUACAAUGUAUUCAAAAUCUAAACAAAUAGCCCAACGUUUGUUGAACAACUAAAGUUACAUUAAUAACUCUAAAUUAAGCAUGUAGGAGUACCAAUGUCUUUGUUAACCGCUCAACACAUGUGCGAACUCCCUCAAAUCGUUUGGAGAAAAUAUCCUUUCUAUUUUAUUCAGCUUUGUUCAAUUGUUUUCUUCAUACUAUAAAAUAAUGCCACGGAAUUCUAAGCAAAUCUUGUCUGCUAAAUUAACUAGUGUAGCCCACAGCCAUUUGGCAUAGCCAGAUCAGGGCCUAACAUAAGGACAACUCAGACUACAUUUUCUUCAUAUCAUGCUUCUUUAGACAUGUCUAAAAUAAAUAAUGAAUUUAUUGUGAAGGUGUAGGCUAUAUUAUAUGGAUUUAUUAGACUUUUUUAAAUGUAGAUGUUCCAAAGGUCUGCAUCAGUGGCUUGUAGGCUAUGUGUGGAAGCCAGGAGAUGCUAAAUGUGUUUAUGUUAAUUAACGGUCAAUUACCGUGAGACCGAUAGUGAUUUGCUUGACAGUCACCGGCUGACGAAAUUUCGUGACCGCCACAGCCCUAGCUGUGACACAACAAAAUGUGGAAUAAGUCAAGGGCUAUGAAUACUUUCUGAAGGCACUGUACCUCACAAAAUGACACCCUCACAAGUAGUGCACUACACUAAAUAGGGAUAGGGUAUAAUUUCCGACACAGCCCAUGUCAUUACGGUUUAAUUUAAUUGUAUUCCCUGUUUCUUCCAGUUGGAGAAGAGGGCACAGGCUGCAGGCUGGAGCUCCCCCAGUCAUUCAGGAGCAAGUAAGAGAAACAUUGGAAUUCAAUCACAGCGCAUAUCAGUUUUCCAUCUUCCUGUAUUUGACCUUUGACCUCUCUAUGUGCACCUGUAGUGUCCCCUCAGACACGGGACUGUCUCCACCUUCUGAAGCUUAUGGGUGUGCCCAUCAUCCAGGUCAGUGUGCCAAUCCACUAUGUAGCAUGCUAACCCUGAACAUUUACCCUAAUUAUACAAAGUUGUCUUGAACACACACCAACCACCAGAAACCAUAACAUAUGAACCCUCUUCUUCCGCUCUCUCUCUCUCUCUCCAGGCUCCAGGAGAUGGCGAGGCACUAUGUGCCCACCUGGUGCAACAGGGCACAGUAGACGCGGUAGCAUCAGAAGACAUGGACACUCUGCCCUUUGGUGGCAACAUCCUGAUCCGCCAGCUCAACGCCAAGAAAGACAGGUGAGGGUGCACCUUUGAGUCCAUAACCAUGUCUAUACAGCCUGGCCAUAUAGACUAGACGUAAUAUAGUAAAUGUAAAUCCGGGACACUCAAAUGAAUAUGAUAUGUUACAUUUGGUAUGGUUACAUAAGACAAGGGUUUGGUCGGGGUGGAUGGGUGGGUGUAUAACGCGAACGCCUAGCAACCCAAAUAAAGCAAACGUCCAGCAACUCAAAGGUUGCAUGUUCUAAUCUCAUCACAUUUUAGCUAAUUAGCAACAUUGCAACUACUUACUACUUUUUAGCUACUUUGCAACUAUUUAGCAUGUUUGCUAACCCUUCCCCUAACCCUAACCUCACUCCUAACCUUAACCCUAAGCUUAACUAAAAGCUCAGACACCAGCAGGAUAGUCAAACGUUUGCCUGCCGACAGUACUUAGCACCACUGAACAGAGUGGCAGUCAAUGUCUUUUUUGUUCACACAGCAAAGACCUUGGAAGUCAUCAGCCACAAAAGCCUUGUUAAAAUACUCCAAACCAGAAGGUGGCAGUAGCGUUGUUUGGCUAUGCAUAUCUGUGCGUAUUGCUUAUGGAGUCUUAUGGAGUCUUCUAGAGUCCAAGCUAUCAAAUAUAAUCGCAUACACAUAUUUAGCAGAUGUUAUUGCGGGUGUAGUGAAAUGUUUGUGUUCCUAACUCCAACAGUGCAGUAGUAUCUAACAAUUCACAACAAUACACACAACUCUAAAAGUAAAAGAAUGGUUGCAUCACCGCCUGGUAUGGCAACUGCUCGGCCUCCGACAGCAAGGCACUACAUAGGGUAUUGCAUACGGCCUAGUACACACUUGGGCCAAGCUUCCUGCCAUCCAGGACCUCUAUACCAGGCGAUGUCAGAGGAAGGCCCUAAACAUUUCCAAAGACUCCAGCCACCCUAGACUGUUCUCUCUGCUACCACACGGCAAGCGGUACCGGAGCGCCAAGUUCUUUACAGCUUCUACCCCCAAGCCAUAAGACUCCUGAACAGCUAAUCAAAUGGCUACCCGGACUAUUUGCAUUGUCCCCCCCCCCCCCCCCCCCCCAAUUUAACACUGCUGCUACUCUCUGUUUAUUAUCCAUGCAUAGUCACUUUACCUCUACCUACAUGUACAUAUUACCUCAAUUAUCUCGACUAACCUUUGCCCCCGCCCAUUGACUCUGUACCGGUACCCCCUGUAUAUAGCCUCGCUACUGUUAUUUUAUUGUUACUCUUUAAUUAUUAUUUUUUAUUUUUUACUCAUCUAUUUUUUACUUCUGUUUAUUUUAGUAAAUGAUUUCUUAACACUUAUUUUUCUUAAAACUGCAUUGUUGGUUAAGGGCUUGUAAGUAAGCAUUUCACUGUAAGGUCUACACCUGUUGUAUUCAGCGCAUGUGACAAAUAAAAUGUGAUUUUGAUUUGAUUUGACAUGGACACUCUGGCAAAUGUUGCGCUAAUGUUGCUAUUUUGUAGAAAGCCCUUGUUGAUACUAGCCAGAUGGCCACAGCUAGAUAACUACAUAGCAAGAUGAUGAAGAAAGAAUUUAAUUCACUCUCUAUAAUCCCAUACUGCCAGUGCCAGCCCAUAGCCAAAUGUUUAGCUAGCUAACUAGCAUUAGUAUAUUUGCUAGCUAGCACAACAUAGCUAGCUAAGGACACUGCACUAACUCGGCAGCUAACACAGGCAGCUGUUUCAUGGAAACUAGCGACUCCAUUGUGAUUUAAUUAUAAUGCCAAUACUAGCUACAGUGGUUAGCUAGCUUGGAGGAAGUAUUUAGUGUUGUGUGCAUUGCAUCUGUGCACUUAGCUAGCUACUAUCCAAUAGCCGACAUUGCAUAUGAAGUGUGACUGGCUCAUCCGUGGAUGGAGAAAAUGCCCACUUUUCACCCUUUUUUUGUUGACUCCCCCACGUGGGGGUUCGUGCUCUCUGAUUUUGUUGGCCACUGACGAGCAUUGCGAUUCUACAAGUAGAAUCGGUAGGUUCGUCGCUACCGGUCUGCACGCAGCUGGUACCGCUUUUGUUCUAGCAAGAGAAGGAACACCCUCCCACUGUGAUAAGUACAUAUUAGCAGUCUAUCGGCAGAGAGAUUGUCGUGUGUUUCAUGCUUAACCUUAACCCUAACCUUAAUCCCUAACUCCUAGGUUAGCUAACGUUAGCCACCCAGCUAAUGUUAGCCACAAUAAAUUAGAAUUCGUAACAUAUAUCAUAUGUUUUUGAAAAUUCGUACCAUAUUGUACGAAUUGUGAUUCGUAUCAUAUUGUACAAAUUGCAAUUCGUAACAUAUCAUACAGAUUUUAAUUUGUUACAUAUCAUACGAAAUGGAUAAUGGACAUCCACAAAUGAAUAAAUACCAUAUGAAACGUAACAUAUCAUACUAAUUGGAGUGUCCCGGAUUUACGUUUACUACAUGUAUGUUACGUCUAGUCCGGGUUUGUCUAUACUGCUGUGGUUUCCCCAAUAGAAAAAGAUUUAAGCCAGGGUUACUUCUAAGCACUGUCUGGCAAAGUAUUAGUAAAAAUAAAUCUAAAACAUUCAUUGAUUGAGUUAUUUAAAUGGCUGAUGGCCAGUUCUCUGGGUCUCUAAAUCUAAUUAUUCCUCUCCUCACAGCGAAGUCAUUGAAUAUUCUCUACCCAAGCUGCUAGAGAUUUUGAAGAUGACACAUGAAGAGGUAAGACACCUCCUCCACCCAAAGCAUUUGUAAUGAAUGCGGCAUAGGCCUUCAUUACAUGUUCAUAGGCGUCAUGUGUACAAGCAUACCACAUUCUAAGGCAUAAACAUCAUGUACUUUUCUCUCAAGUAUAAUCUCUCAACUGUUGCACCUCUCAAAAUGCUCACAUACUCUAUAUUCAGUGAUAUUUAAUCUCUUAGGCUAACACCCCUUCUCUUUCCUCCUAAUUUAUGUCAGUUUGUGGACCUGUGUAUCUUGUUGGGCUGUGACUACUGUGACAAAAUCACAGGCCUUGGACCUAAGAGAGCUCUGACUCUGAUCCAGCAGCACCGGACCAUAGAGAAUGUGGUGCUGAACAUCAACAGAAAGGUACAUGAUCCCUCCCUGAAAACUGUUCAGAUUACUAUAAUGCAAUUGCCUUGGAGAUUUUGGUGCCAAUGAGUUUGCUGAAGUCUUAUCUAUGAGUCUGAGUUAAACAUACUAGUAAACCAAGAAAAUAUGAAAUGUCAUCUAUGUCAUUUGUUACCACUCCACAUACAAUUAACAUAUAUGAACUAAUGAUUAUUUCAUUGUUCCUCUCAGACCUCACCUUCUAUGCUAUGUUCCUGUCCAUGUAAUUAGACUAACACCCCAACCCCUUUUCUCCCUCCUCCUUCAGACCCACCCUGUCCCACUGCGCUGGCAGUACCAGGAUGCCCGCAAGCUGUUUCUGGAUGCCCCCCUGACCAAGCCCUCGGACCUGGUCUGGACUGAGCCGGAUGAGGAGGCCCUGGUCCACUUUCUGUGCCACGAGAAACACGUCAAGUACUGUUCUGGUCCCGUAUGACCGACCCCCUUUGGAAUUAGACCAGGGGCCAUAUGUAUCAAGCAUCUCAGAGUAAGAGUGCUGAUCUAGGAUCAGGUUCCCCCUGUCCAUGUAAUCGUAUUAAUUGUGUUCUAAAAGGUACAACUGAGACGCUUGAUACAUACGACCCCUGGUGUACACAAAUCGAAUCCUCUGGAUCUGCAGUGCAUGCUUGUUUUAUGUCCUUGCCCAGUAAUCUAAAACUGAAUUAUUCCAUAUGUGUGUGUGAUAUGGAGGGAGCAAAGAGUACGAGGUCGAAUGCAGAAGUUCAGUGAGAAGCGUGAGCGCCUGAGGAAGGAGAGGGAGGAGGACAAGGCAGCAGGACGGAGCCGACAAACUCGCAUGGAGGACUUCUUCCGGGUUACACGGAAAAGGCAACAGGUGAUAUAACCCCACUAUGACACUUUUAUGACACCUCAUCUUUUUAUGGUGGGAGUACCUGCUGAACUCUAUAUCUCAUGUUAAGGCCUGGUAUAGAGAUGGUUAUAUAUCAGACUUUAUUAACUAGUUCAUUACAUUUACAUUUACAUUUUAGUCAUUUAGCAGAUGCUCUUAUCCAGAGCGACUUACAGUUAGUGCAUACAUUAUUUUUAUAUUUUUCAUACUGGCCCCCCGUGGGAAUCGAACCCACAACCCUGGCGUUGCAAACGCCAUGUUCUACAACUGAGCUACAUCCCUGAAAAUUGAUGCCAAAUGCUUCAUAUCUACAGUAUUUAUGGCUUUGGAGAUCCCCAUACUGUUUCAACCCUUUAUAUCCAAUACAGAUAACGUUAACUUUAGUUUUACAAUUCAGUUGAAAUUGUACAGCAAUUUUCACAUUUCUUUAUAACCUCAUCCUCCAUGUAGGUAUGCCUUUAUUGAUUGAUCACCUUUCAUUUAUCAGGUUAUAUUGACAGUCAAUCGAGAUGUCUAAGGAUCAACAUUCUUGAUACAGUUGAAAAGUGUUAAAAAACAUUUUGAAACAGUGAAUGUACUAACUGAACUUAAUUGUCCAAUAAGAGCACAGAUUUUCCUUCUGUUGCUAAAUGUCCUACUGAACACGACCCUGUACUGCUGAACUGGGAGUAGUAGCCUGAGGGGUAUACUAAGACACUAGCUAGAUCUUUUCAGGAUUUUCUAAAGCUAGCCAGCUUCAGUUGGCUUCAAAUUCAAGCUCAGGCUUCAUACAUGUUACGAAGGUGGAUAUUGAUCAUGCAGCCGCCGUUAACUCGAGCCAGCUUGUAACUGCGUGUUCGCGUCGAACGUGACAAGUCAAAAGCCGAACUCUUCAUUGAGACAAUGCUGAAACAGCAAUCCAUGGGCGAGUCAGUGCCACAUUAAAAAUGUUGUGGAAAUGAAAGAAAGGUUAUCUUGAAAUAGGCUAUUAGAAGUGCCAUUUCCCUUGUAUUAAUCAUAUCAUUAAUAUCGUCUUUGGUGUGCUUAUCAAUGCACAAGCCCCUUUUCCCCAACAACUUUCAAAUGCAUCAUGUCUUUACUAAAUGUGUAGUGUGAUAUAUAUUUGAAUAUUACUACACAAAAUACAUUUUUCUUAAAAAUAUAUUUAAUCAGUCUUCCUCAAAUAUGGUCCGGAAAAGGGAUGAUGAUGCACUCUUUGUGAGAGUGAGGGAAUCUAAUUUGAUUGGUCCUCAACUUUCGGCUCAAACACUUAGUUCAGGAUAAAGUGGAGUUACCCUGCCCCGGAGCAGGUUAGAGAUGAAGCGUUCAGUGCCAUAGAAAUGUACUUAGCUAAAAGGUGAGCCACCUUCAAGAGAAUUGACUAAAGUUAGCGCGCUAACUAUUAUUAUUAUUAUUAUUAUUAUUAUUAUUAUUAUUAUUAUAUUAUUAACUCCUCUGUCCAGCUUCGUAGUACACCCCUCUGGUUCGCUAACUGUUCCUGCAUUCAACAAUGUCACAUUGUUGCCUUGCCUCGUUUGGCAAUAUAACAUUUCAUGAUUACAGGUUGGCUAAAGCAGAAACAGGCUGGAAUCCAGACUGAACUGAAAGUGAUGUGGCACCUAAAUUAGCCUGUGUAUUUCUGGUAUGUUUUCAGUUAUUGUGUUGUGUCUGAAAUACCAGCCUUAUCUCCACUUGUAGCCAUCUGAAUCUGGGGAUUCCAUCGGCACCAAAGGAAAGAGAGCGAUGCCCAAGUGAUACUUCCCUCCGACAGAGUCUGGCGGUACUGCAAAUGCAUCCUUACCAACCAGCUGUCUGACAGUUAAAAGGAUGUGCUUGUUCAUGAGGGUCUACCUGAGAAAGGAGCUGUGCAGAUCAUCUGAUCUAUACAUUUCUUUAACUACAUAACGAUUGAGCAUAAACCAAUUCUUAUUAUAUAAAGAUUUUUUGACAGCGACUACCUCAGGGUAAUGUUCAUUAGGCACCA
Molecule: messenger RNA, 10187 nt
Organism: Coregonus sp. 'balchen'
Lineage: Eukaryota; Metazoa; Chordata; Actinopteri; Salmoniformes; Salmonidae
Source: the annotation of a GenBank genome assembly